CCUGCGAAAGGCCCUUAUAGUACGAACAAGACUCAUACGCUUUGGAGAAGCCGGAUUGAGGAGCAGGAGUUGGCCAGAGGCUCUUUCCAUCUCUGGUGGUGCAGGAUGACAUCUUGUCUAAGCCAACUGCCUCCAGGACCAAACCACCCAUGAUCUCAGGCCCACUCACAUUGCAACAUGCAAAUCUUACUCAAGCUCAAAACACUCAGGCCUGUCUGGAGCUGCCAAUCACUUUGCAGGGCAUUCCAGAAUGACAACAAGAGGUUUACUUCACUUGACCUUUCACAAUACGAAGCUAUUAACCGGGGUGACAAGGAGGUCCCAGAGUACUUUAAUUUUGCAAGUGAUGUGCUGGAUCAAUGGUCCAAAGCGGAAAAGGAUGGAAGCAGGGCAUCCAAUCCAGCCCUCUGGUGGAUAGACGGCAAAGGGAAGGAAGUGAGAUGGAGCUUUGAGGAGCUGGGAGUCCUGUCACGGAAAGCGGCCAAUGUGCUCUCUGGCCCCUGCGGUCUGCAAAGAGGAGACCGAGUGGUUCUCAUUCUGCCGCGAGUCCCAGAAUGGUGGCUGCUGAAUGUGGCAUGCAUUCGGUCAGGGAUUGUGUUCCUGCCAGGGACACCUCAGCUGACGGCCAAAGAUAUCCAGUACAGACUCCAGGUUUCACAGGCCAAAUGCAUCAUUACUCAUGACACCUUGACCCCUGCAGUGGACUCCAUUUCGUCUUCUUGCCCCUUUCUGAAAACAAAGUUGCUGCUCUCCGAAGGCAGGAGGGGGGGCUGGCUGAACUUCAAGGAGCUGCUUGACGUGGCCCCUUCUGAUCACAGCUGCGUGAAAACCAAGAGUGAUGAACCAAUGACGAUCUACUUCACAAGUGGAACUACUGGGUCUCCAAAAAUGGCAGAGCAUUCCCAAAGCAGUUUAGCUCUUGGAUUGGCAUUAUCCGGAAGGUCUUGGCUGGAUAUAAGGCCUUCAGACAUCAUCUGGAACAUGUCCGAUACAGGCUGGGUGAAAGCAGGCCUGGGGAGUGUUUUUGCCCCAUGGCUUCGAGGCAUCACCGUCUUUGUACACAGCAUGCCCCAGUUUGAGCCGAGAGAAUUCCUAAAUACUCUCUCCCAGUAUCCAAUAACGACAGUGUGCAGCGCCCCGACAGCCUAUCGCAUGUUGGUGCAGCAUGAUCUCACCAGCUACAAGUUCAAGAGCCUGAGGCACUGUUUGACAGGAGGGGAGCCGCUCAACCCGGAGGUGAUGGUGCAAUGGAAAAGGCAGACGGGUCUGGAUAUCUACGAAGGCUAUGGACAGACUGAAGUGGGUAUUAUAUCGCAAAAUGAGAAAGGGAAGAAAAUUAAACCUGGGUCCAUGGGUACACCAGCUCCACCAUAUGAUGUUCAGAUUAUAGAUGAAAACGGCAAUAUUUUGCCUCGUGGGGAAGAAGGAGACAUUGCUAUUAGAAUAAAAUCCAAGAGGCCAUUUUGUUUCUUUUCCCGCUAUGUGGAUAAUCCAGAGAAAAAUGCUUCAGUCUUCCGUGGGAAUUUCUACAUUACUGGAGACAGAGGGCUAAUGGAUGAAGAUGGAUAUUUGUGGUUUGUUGGGCGAUCCGAUGAUGUUAUCAUCUCUUCUGGGUAUCGUAUUGGGCCUUUUGAGGUGGAAAGUGCUCUGAUUGAGCACCCAGCAGUGGUCGAAUCGGCUGUGGUGAGCAGUCCAGAUCCUGUCAGAGGGGAGGUGGUGAAAGCUUUUGUUGUCUUAUCUCCUUCCUUCGCAUCACACAACCCUGAGAAGUUAACCCUUGAGCUGCAAGAACAUGUCAAAAAGGUGACUGCUCCAUACAAAUAUCCUAGAAAGAUGGAAUUUGUCCAAGAGCUGCCAAAAACCAUCACAGGCAAAAUUCGAAGAAAUGUAUUGAGGAAAAAGGAGUGGGGACCCAUUUAGUUCUGUGCUGAGGUUAAGGCAAGAGUUCUCCGCCAUCAGCAUUAGGCUGGCAUUUAAAAUGAGUAGAACCAAGUGUGUGCUAAACUGUGUUAGUUUUAAGAGUAUUUAGGUCACAAUGUGGGCAGAUGUUAAAAGUGAUCACCUGAUUCCAAACUAUUUAAUGGUACCUAACACAGGCAAGGUUCAGAUUAAAAAGGACAAGCAGGGGCUGCAACAAGAUGUUGUAGCCAGUGGGUGCUCGGCUCUUAUCAGAAGUACCCCAGUUCAGGGUUCCAGGAUAUGAUUAGCUGUAAGAGUGGGGUGAGCGUAAGCAAUUCCCCUAGUGUUGCUUUUUUAAAAAGAAAACAGAUUUUUCUUUUGUACUUUUUCUGCAACCUUUGAAGUUCCACCAUUUGUGACAGUCACACCCUUUUGUUUCCCAGUGGUCCCGUUUUGGCUACUUUCCUGUUGGCACUUGUCACCUGUGUUUACUAUUUAGAGGAAGUGUUUUGUUAGAAGGCUUCUCUGGGCUAAUUUGUCAUGUAAGAAUAUGGGUGGUGCAUACAAGCCUAGACCUGAGCCUGUCAUUUAAAAGAUGCCUUAUAGCACAGAUAGGGAGCCUGUGGUCUUCUGGAUGUUGUUUGGACUCUGGCCCCCAUCAGCCCCAGCCAGAAUGGCCAGUGAUCAGCUGGCAAUGGGCAUUGUUGUUUAACAUCUGGAAGGCAACAGGUUCCCUGCCCUGCCUUUGAACUGACAUAGGAAGCUGCCUUACACUAAGACCUUCUAGCAGACUUUUUUUAGGAUGUUGGACAGGGGCCUUUCGCAGCCCCUCCCUGAUGUCAGGGCUUGAACUUGGGACCUUCUGAAAGCAACACAUGCUAUAAGCUGUACUAUUGAACUGCAGGGAUUGGGCUAGAUGACCCUUUGGAUCCCUCUCAACUCUACAAUUCUUUGAUUCUGUGAUCCAAGAGGCAAUACUGAGCUAGAUGGAGUCUUGGCCUUAUCCCACUUCAUGUAUUCCUUUUAUAGAAGACAGCAACAUUACAUUGAAACUGCUUGUUCCUUUUUUAAAAGUCGUAAUUUUACAAAGUAUACUUAGUCCUCGACCAAACAAAAAAAUCACAGAGGAAUGGCUUCAAACUGAAACAAAAUCAGUUUAAUAAAAAAACCAUGUACAAAAACAAGACAAUAUACAAAACAGAAUCAUUAUUUUUUUAACCUGUCUCAGAUGUUCUUCUACUACAAGGAUUCUUUUCUGAGAAGGAAAUUCCAAAUCGAAACUAAAGCCAAACUCAUGCAGGCAACUUGUUUUAAAAAACGAAGUUUAAAAUGACACUGCAAGACCCAAUUUGAAAAAGAACGCUUCCCAAGCCCCAUACAACACCUUUGAUCUUAGAGGAAAUACCCACCCUCUCCCCGCAAAAAAUGCUUUUUGUAGCUCCCCAGCAGAACUAAUGCUCCAGGCCUAUUUUGUCACUUCCCCAGGCAGGCAUUCCCCCUUAAACUUCCCACCUCUAGUUUAACAGUGUAGCCCAGUGUUACUGGAAAAGUAGAUGCAACAACCCCACACUGGCUGCUGCAGGGAAGCCCUUUGCUCAUAAAUGCAAGACACUGGUGCUGCUCUUUUUCCAUGGGCUACAGAAACGAAUGCGAGACUACCAUGGCCAGCUCUCCUAGUUUUCAAGGGUUAGAAGAUGAGGCAUCGCUGCAGCAUUCCACCUAUGUGGGUGCUUCGGGGAGGGGGCAUACUAUGUAUCUGAAGCCAGGGUGGGAAACCUGUAUGUGGGUUCAUUAAGCAACAUUCACCAACACGCUGCUUGGCACAUGGUGGCUAGAACCCCCCAGGUCUAGCAGGAGGACACAAUGCACCCACUGGCAGAGAUGGUGGAGAACUGUGUUGGUCUGUUAGCUGCCAGACACAGCUAAUGCAAACCCAUAAGCUAAAGGUUGCCCACCUUGCCUGUGGAAACAACUCCAAAAGGAUUCUUCCCAAUCUCUGCAAACACAUUUCAAUACAGUUUCAUUUCUUUCUCAACUUACUCGCAGAUCAUCUGUCUACUUCAGGGCUGGGGGGGGCCUGUGGCCCUCCAAGUAUUUCCUGGACUCCAGCUCCCAUCAGCCCCAGCCCAUGUGGCCCAUCAGUCAGAGAUGAUGGGAGCUGUAGUCCAGCAAAAGUUGCAGGGCCACAGGUUCCCCUCCUGUAAUCUAGCUGCUAAUAAAUCCCUACCAACACAUAAGGUAUAUACUACCCACGAGGUUUUUAUAAAACUUGUAUUUUUUAGGCAUUAAAAAAAACAAAACCCUGCUCCCUCUCCACCACACACUGCUAUGGUUUAGGAAGUGUUUGUCCCAGAUCCUGAAUCAACUCUGGAUUCACAAUAGUUUAGAAAUCUGAAGCAUGUAGCCAUGGCCAGGCCAGUGUGAAAAUCUGAUUAUGGCUUGCAUCAGUUCAUUGGCUUGAA
This is a messenger RNA of Podarcis muralis (Common wall lizard), 4361 nucleotides long. RefSeq names its product acyl-coenzyme A synthetase ACSM4, mitochondrial-like. The record is from RefSeq and is a predicted model, not a curated record. Gene Ontology annotation, molecular function: fatty-acyl-CoA synthase activity; fatty acid ligase activity. Gene Ontology annotation, biological process: fatty acid biosynthetic process; acyl-CoA metabolic process. Lineage: Eukaryota; Metazoa; Chordata; Lepidosauria; Squamata; Lacertidae. Gene Ontology annotation, cellular component: mitochondrial matrix.